This is a messenger RNA of Bactrocera latifrons, 1930 nucleotides long. RefSeq names its product dopamine N-acetyltransferase (gene speck). The transcript is spliced from 4 exons. Gene Ontology annotation, molecular function: N-acetyltransferase activity. The record is from RefSeq and is a predicted model, not a curated record. Bases 556 to 1407 code for a protein of 283 amino acids. Lineage: Eukaryota; Metazoa; Arthropoda; Insecta; Diptera; Tephritidae.
AUAUUUGCCCAGUCGAUCGUUUUCAGUGAACCGAGUGCGCAAAGCGAUUUCCAAUCGAGCAAAAUCAAUUUACGCAAAAAUGCUCUGUUGAAUAAAUAAAUGUGUAUGAACAGACAUAAGCAUAACUAAGUUAAUUUGCUAAAUUAAAAGGACAUUCAAAAGCAUUCACGCUGCUAUCCACUUCAUUAGAGGUUCUAAAGAUCAAAGUGUAUUCAAAUGCCGGUAUAGUCGCGUAGUCGCGGGUGAGUGCGCGCAUAAAUUCGUGUCCCAGACAAAAUAAUCGUGUUGUGCAAAUGCUAAUCGUUUAAAUUUAAAAUAAACAAACAAAAAUCUUAAGAAAUUAAAUUUUCGAAAUUUUUCGUAUCCAUUCACGUCGCUGUGUGUGCCACAGUGAUUUAGUGUUCUGGCUCUUUGACGCAUCAGCACAUAUUGGAAUCACCAAAAAUCAGCGAUAACGUGAGAAUAGCUAGAAUAGCAAAACAAACAAGAAAAACGCUAGCAAAACAAAUCGUGCUGACAUCGAAUUUGAAUAAAAUAAUAAAUAAACAUAACAAAAUGGAAAUACAGAAUUUGCACGAGCCAACAAUGUUGGGAAAGAAACGGGAUUUCGCGAAAAAAGACGCGAUUAUCCUUGAGGCGCGGUACACGUUGUCUGAUCUUUACCCAAUACGAAGGCUAACGCAAAAGAUGGAUAAUGUCCUGAAUGUAGCCGGCAUAACACAACCCAAGCCUCCAGAUUCAACUCCAUACACAGUGGAGCUCAUUACCGAGAAGGAUAAAGAGGCGGUGCUUGCAAUGCUUCGGAAGUUUUUCUUCAAGGAUGAGCCCCUUAAUAAAUUUCUGGAUUUGGGUGAAUGUAAGGAGCUGGAGGAAUACACAUUAAAAUGUGUGAAGGAUAACUGUUCUUUCAAAGCAGUACAUAAUAACGGUGAUUUGAUCGGCAUUUUUCUUAAUGGACUUUUGAAAAGACCCCCGCCAUCUGCUCAACUUUCUGAGAAAGCGGCCGAUUCAUGCCAGCAUGCGAAGUUCAAGAAGAUACUGGCUCUUUUUGAUAGAAUUGAAGAGAACUUUAAUAUUUUCGAUUUGUACCCAGACAUCGACGUUAUGGUCGACGGUAAAAUACUUUCAGUCAAUUCCGAAUAUCGUGGACUUGGCAUCGCUGGUUACCUGACUGAGCGUACCCUGGAAUACAUGAAGGAACAUAAUAUUCCGGUCAUGCACGUGCUAUGUUCCAGCCACUAUUCGGCUCGUGUUAUGGAGAAACUUGGCUUCCACGAGGUAUACAGACUCAAUUAUUCCGACUACAAAGUCAAUGAUGAAGUGGUGUUCACACCGGCAGAGCCCCACGUGGCCGCACGUAUUUUGGUCAAAGAGAUCGGAGAUGUUAAUCGAAAGAGCACGCUAUAAAUAUUUCCAGAGUGACUGAGCAGUCUGACCACUUUACUAUGUCAAUUGGUUGUAAACAAAUUUUAAAUGUGAAGAAUAAAUGCUAUUUAGUAUUAAUAUUAACCGUUUGGUGAGGGUGUAAUUCAAUUAAAAUAGUACAAUAAAUAAAUGUUACUAACCUAACUUACAUAUUGAUGAUAAUGUGUAUCAAUAUCAUUGGCUUUCCAAUAUCGUAAUGAAUGUACCUAAGGCCGUUCCCUUAAUUACUUUAAAGCCAAGGUUUAGUACCGUAAGCUAUGUUUAUAAUUAAUUAAUACUAUUUUUAAUUGUUUAAGAUUUUAAACGUGUAUUUGUACAUGUGUGUGUAGCUACAUAAGUACAUAAAUCACAUAAUUCAUAGAAAUUAGAAAUUAUUAAAGUUUUUACUGAGAAUUUACAAUACACUUACAAAAACGUGUGUUGCACCCAAUUAUAAUGAAACUGUUUAUUUACUUUCUCGGCCUUGACAUGCCACGUAAUAAAAUUUGUAUUUUUUAUCAACAUA